Magallana angulata is the source of this 2318-nucleotide messenger RNA. RefSeq lists its product as uncharacterized. The transcript has 2 exons. NCBI's taxonomy places the organism in Eukaryota, Metazoa, Mollusca, Bivalvia, Ostreida, Ostreidae. The record is from RefSeq and is a predicted model, not a curated record. Bases 60 to 2090 code for a protein of 676 amino acids.
GGGGAUUCCCAUGUCUAAAUUUAGCACGGUUAUGGAACUAACGAAGAGCAGUUAAAAUAAUGGCUCUUCAGAAAAUGUCCGAGUCAGUGUAUGUGGGGAUGUGUCACAAGAUAGGGACCCCACAACAGGUGGCAGCCAGGAGAGAUAUAACGGAUAUCAUGGAGCUGUUCAAGAAUCAAUAUGAUGUGGGGAGAUUAAUGAUGAGUGGAAGUAGGAGAGAAGGAUUUAGAUUACGUGAUUCAGACAUAGACACUAUGCUCUGGCUCAAUGACCACAAAGUGAUCUGGGACUUCUCUCAGUCUGAGUUUUACAACAUACACAGACAGGCACUGAUUCUCUGUGACAGUUCUGAGAGUCCAGCAGGAUUUACGUUACUUUGGUUACCAUUGGAAAGAGCUGCACAGAUAGUGUUGUCAUCGUGUGUGGAAAUGAAUGGGGGACUCUAUAUAUCAAGUCUUAAAUUCAGAGAGACUAUGUGUACAUCUACUCCUGAUCGGAGAGUACACGGACCGUGUGCCACCGGGACAUUGGGUAUAGAAGAAUACGGUAAAAUUGAUCACGAUGUUGCUUAUUGUUUUGUCAGUGAUUUUUGGCCCCCCUCUGCCGCCUCAUGGAUAGACAGAUGUCACUCAUGGCCCCUACCUUAUGUUGUCAAUGACAUUGUAAGAAAUGGAUGUCACUUUGUAGCAAUAGGACACAAACUAGGAAACCAUGAAGACGAAGAAUGGAGAAUUUCUUUCUCUCAGGCAGAGUACAAACUUGUGUAUUCAAUGAAUCACACGCAAUUCUUAACUUACGGUUUGUUGAAAAUGUUCUUAAAGGAAAUAAUUAACAACGGAUUAGGAGAUGAGGAUAAACUACUGUGUUCCUACCACAUGAAAACGGUCAUAUUUUGGGCCAUUCAAAAUAACAUACUACCACACUGGUGUCCACAAAGUCUCCUGGCCGGUUUCUGGGUCUGCUUCAAGCUUCUCCUUAAAUGGGUGUAUGAAGGAUUCUGUCCAAACUUUUUCAUUCCAGAAAACAACAUGUUUCUGAGCAAAAUCCAUGGCCAAGCACAAACAUGUUUAUUCAGGCGACUGUAUGGGUUGUAUGAGAAGGGUAUAGCAUUCCUACUACACAGUCCCUCCAUCAGGUCCUCUAUCAUUGAUGUCCUCUGUAAUCCCAGACUCACAGUGUGUACUGAUGAACACACUCUGAUCUCUGAGGCUGAGUUUGAUGUAGAAUUAUUAGGUGAGAUAUAUAGUAAUGAGACACAACAGACAUCAGACCUACAGCGCUGUAUGAAGAUCCUACACACAGUAGAACAGUUGAUAGGUUCUCCCCUGUCACAGUAUCAAGUUGUAAAUUUACGGAAAUAUACAGCCACCCUCCUUCAGUGCACUGCUUAUAUAUUACACAACAUGUACACUAACAUAGGUGUCAAUAAACAGGUGUAUAUUGUAGACAAAAUUUCCUGUCACAUGCUGAAAUUAGCGGCAAAGUUUGGGUGUAUUUCUGACAUGUUGUACAUUGCCAUGUAUUAUUACAAGACACUCAGAUACAGGGAAGCUUUAUCUAUUAUAGAGAUGACAAAGGUCAAGUUAGCACAGCCAUAUCUGAUGUAUAUGGAUUAUGUAGACAGAGAGAGAUAUACUGCGGCUUUAGGGGGGCAGUCCUUGUCUACAAAGAUCAGACAGGCUGUAGCAGUGAAUAUCAUACUUGACAAUAAAAUAUGCUAUAUCAGUGAACUAUUACCAGAACAACAAUCUAGUAGACAAAACAGAUGGCCUAAUAUAUUGUUUAUUCCACCGUUUGUACUGUUACACAUGCUCGAGUUUUUGAGCUCCCGACGUGUUAACAUAAUGAAAGCCCAAACAGCUUUAGAUGAUCUACAGGUCCUAGUCAACGAUGUUCAAGGACUGUAUACAGGUGAUGUAUGCAGAGACAUCUCCUGGGAGAUCCUGGGGAUCUGUCAACAGAUCACAGGGAACCUCCAGGCUGCCCUAUACUCAUAUCAACAGUCUCUCGCACAAUUCCCAUUCCAUAAAUUACAAACUGCUACCGCACAAAGAAUUUAUGAUUUACAUAUGCCUACAGCAGCAAUUUAAAAUUAAAUUAAUAGCAGGCCGUGAGAAGUCUCACAAUGCAAUUAAAAGUGUGUGUAAAUAUUUCAAUGAUUGCUAAUCAAAUUUUGAAAAAUUAUGAAUUUUGUUUUUAUACCCUUUAUAAACGGUAAAUACUGUAUGCAUGUAUUUGUCUCAAUCAGAAGUGCUGAGAGAGAGAGAGAGAGAGAGAGAGAGAGAGAGAGAGAGAGAGAGAGAGAAAGAGAGAGAGAG